Messenger RNA from Pectinophora gossypiella (pink bollworm), 2420 nucleotides. Its product is annotated as disks large homolog 2-like. The record is from RefSeq and is a predicted model, not a curated record. The coding region runs from base 551 to 2017 and encodes 488 amino acids. Gene Ontology annotation, molecular function: protein binding. The transcript is spliced from 11 exons. Gene Ontology annotation, cellular component: postsynaptic density membrane; neuromuscular junction; neuron projection. Gene Ontology annotation, biological process: chemical synaptic transmission. Lineage: Eukaryota; Metazoa; Arthropoda; Insecta; Lepidoptera; Gelechiidae.
ACCACGGAGAUGGGAACACGUCUCGUCUGUGGCGGUGGCGGUCGCGAACUCUCGAACUCAAAAUCAGAACAACUUUUCAUCUGUGAAACGCUUAUGGUGUCAGUGAUCUACGAGUGGAUUUAACAACUCUGUGGAGUUUUUUUUUUCAUUGUGACUUUAGUUUUGGAGCUUCGGAAGUUUAGGGGGAUGCAAUUACCAUUUUAAUUUUUGGGGUAGAAUGGUUUGGGAUUAACAGUAGGUCGUAAAAACGGCAUACUGAGUUUUAGGUUUUGAGCGUGACUGCGACUAAACUGGUGUGUUUGUGCGAUAGUAGGUUAAAUAAAAAUGUGCAAAAGUGAUAAACCCCAGACUUAAUGCUGUAUUUUCUACUACUAAAUAAUUGAAUUCGCUCAGCUAAAGCUUCGAUUCUCUAAAUGUUAGAGACGAGUGAACAGUAGUCUGUCCAAAACGAUGUCAUUAAAGUGGAACAAUUGUUCAGAAGAAACGGUGGAGUCGAGUGUGGACAGUGACAGUCGGUGGUAGAGUGUGUGAUGGUGGUGGGCGUGGAAGCAUGACCACAUGGAUGGCGCUGUUCGGGCUAGUGUGGCUGCUGCGCGUGCGCGGCUCGCUGUGCGGCUGCGCGGCCUGCAAACGCGCGCGCAGCGACGCGGGCGCGGCGGCGGCGGCGGGGAGGGCCGCGGCGGGGGCCGCGGGGGGCGCGGGGGGCGCGGGCGGCAGUCUGCCGCGCUCGCCGCGCGCGAGCCCGCAACAUGCAACAUUCGACGUCGUCGCGCUCGAUACCUACACGCGUGACGUCACCGUGCAGACCGAUUUCGAUGAUGAAGAAGAUCUCGAUAAGAUCGAGCUGCAAAUCUCUGAGGAAUCGCACGUCAGCAACUACGAAGGCGGGAGGGAGAGUCCGGUGGGGCGGCGCGCCGGCCACUACCAACCGAACUGCGACGAGUCAGUGUGGGAGAGUGUGGAGGUGUCGCUGGAGCGCGGCUCGAGCGGGCUUGGGCUCAGCAUAGCGGGCGGCGAGACCGGCGGUGACGUCACCAUCACGCGGCUCGCCGCCGCCGGCGCAGCCAGCACCGACGGACGGCUGCAGAUCGGAGAUAUACUAUUACAGGUAAACGACGUGUCCGUUGAAGGAGCCCCGCACUCCGUGGCCGUGGAAGCUCUACAGAAGGCUGGGAACGUCGUCAGAUUAAGAGUGCGGCGAGCUCGGCGCCCGCGCAUCGUGACGCUGUGCCGCGGCGCACGCGGGCUGGGGCUGGGCAUCGCGGGCGGCGCCGACGACGGCGCGGGCGGCGACGCGGGUGUGUUUGUUUCGCACAUCGCCGUUGGGGGCGCCGCGCACCACGACGGGCGCUUGCGGCUCGGAGAUAAGAUACUCGCCGUUAGAGAUGAUGAUGGAAUAGAAACAUCGCUAAUAGGCGCGACGCACGCGCAAGCGGUAGCGGCAUUGCGUCGAACGGGCGAGCAUGUGACCUUAAUCGUCUUACCAGCCGGAUCAUUCCCGCCUGUUGCCAAAACCGCUCCGCUUUACUCAACGAGGACGCAGGCGACGUCGUGCUCGACGCUACACGAGUUACUGGAGGAGGAACAUUUAGAAAUACCGAGAUGCGUUCGCAUGGUACGUCUGGUCCGCUCAGGUUCUCGACUGGGAAUGGACAUUGUCGGCGGUCUGGGCGGGGAGGGGGAACCGAGUGGUGGGGAGGACGACACGUGCGGGGUGUUCGUGUCGGGGGUCGCGGAGGGGGGCGCGGCUAGUGGCAUGCUGCAUAGAGGAGACAGGAUCCUCAGUGUGGAUGGAAGAGACCUGACACGCGCGACCCAUGAGCAGGCUGCCGCGGCUUUAAAGCAGUACAGCGGCGCAGCAGUCACCAUCGCGGCGCAGUACCAGCCGGAGCAGUACGAGCGGCUGCGCGCGCGCAUCCGAGCCAUCAACGCCGGCGCCGAGCCGCGCGCGCCGCACCACGCGCACUCCACGCACGUGCCCGUGCACCCCGACCUCCAUGUUGUAUAUCCGAGGUAACAGUGGACUGGCUGUGACACCGACCAUUCGAUGAGAACUGAACCUAGCUAGUGAACAAUUUACAAUGUACUGUAUAAAGAUAUCAAUUUUAUAAAUGUUAAGUGGUAUAAAACCAAUUUUAUCAUCCGUCAUACGCUCCAUGGUUUGUACGCUUCUAGUUAGGCAUUGUAAAUAAACAUUGUUUUAAUUCGACAAUCGUCUGUCUGUAUGGAACUCUUUUCUUUACUAAUACAAAAUUGUAAUAACCAAAAAAAUAAAAAAUGUAAAUUAGAUUAGUCAUAGAUAUAUGUAUUAUAGGUUAACGAAAUCUAAUGAAGUUUUGGAACUGUGAUACUAAAAAAUAAUGUUAGUGUUAUCGUUGUACGGUAUGAAAUGAAAUUGAAUACACGACAUUGAAAAAGUU